This is a messenger RNA of Gaeumannomyces tritici R3-111a-1, 868 nucleotides long. RefSeq lists its product as hypothetical. The record is from RefSeq and is a predicted model, not a curated record. The transcript has 2 exons. NCBI's taxonomy places the organism in Eukaryota, Fungi, Ascomycota, Sordariomycetes, Magnaporthales, Magnaporthaceae. The coding region runs from base 1 to 666 and encodes 221 amino acids.
AUGCGUGUUGAGAAGAAGCUGACCCCUAAACAAAACAAACAACCCAAGGCCUCCGCAAAAACCACCAGCAUCAACAAGAUGGUUCAGCUAAAGAGCCUCGUCAUCCUCCUCCCCCUCCUUUCCGUCGCGGCAGCUUUGCCGGCGGGCGAGCCUCCUGCCCGCAACGUGGAUGUCGCCGCCACCGGACCCGCCGCCCCCACGUUCGACCAGGACACCCUUGCCCAGUUGCUCGCGGCUAACGAGGAGGCCUCGUCGUCGUUCUCCGAGUCGGACCUCGAAAGGCGUAACUGGCUCACUAACCUUUUCAAGAAGAAGGACAAGAAAAAGCCCAUUAACAAGCAGGACAUCAAGCCCGUCAUCCCGCCCUCGCCCCCCGCCCCGCCGGCCCCGCCGGCCCCUUUCCACGGGCCCAGCAGUGACUGGAAGAAGCAGGGUCUUGAAAACAUCGUUCCCCCGGGCAAGAAGCCCCAAAAGCGUAACUGGCUCACCAACCUUUUCAAGAAGAAGGACAAGGAGCCCAUCAACAAGCAGGACAUCAAGCCCAUCAUCCCGCCCUCGCCUCCGGCCCCGCCGGCCCCGCCGGCCCCUUUCCACGGGCCCAGCAGUGACUGGAAGAAGCAGGGCCUGGAGAACAUCGUUCCCCCCGGCAAGAAGCCCGGUCAGUAAACGUGCGUAGUGUUGCUGGGGAUCGGGAUUCACAUGCGAUAAAGCGCAGCGAGGGGCAUUAACGGAUAUGCGCAAGGAGUUUGGCAUGAUGGAAUUGGGUGUUUGGCGUUUAUGACUUUUUCCCCUUCUUUCACGGGUUUUUAUUGUAUCUAGUUUUUUAAGGCGGUCAUUAUUCGCGUAGCGUUGGAAGCGCUGGCACCGA